CUCUCGUUAUGAACUGAAAAGCGCAUGUUUACUUUCUUGCUUGGUGCGUUUCAGAUAGAAAAUAACUUAGUUUUCUUCGCAUUUCGAUUCAGUUUACAGUGAUAUCGCACAACAAUAACUGACGCUAAAAAUGUCCGCUAAGGAUGUCGCUCAGGAACAAUCGGAGAGCCUUGCCGCCGACCGGGUGAGGAAUGCUGCUCCAGAGGUACCGAAAGUGAUACUUUCCGCGGAACAGAAAGCUAUUUUCGAUUGCAUCUCAAAGAAUGAAAUCAGUGAGCUUAAGCUGGCGUUGGCUCAGUUCAAACAGAGUGUGGAUUAUGUGGACGAGAACGGAAUGACCCCGUUACAGCAUGCUGCCUACAAGGGUAACAAAGAAGCAGUUCAACUGUUGCUGGAUCAGGGCGCGGAUGUGAAUUCCGGCAAACAUGAGUACAAGUACACAGCACUGCAUUUCGGAGCCCUAUCGGGCAAUGUUGAUGUCUGCCUAAAACUACUAUUGGCGGGAGCUAAUGCACACGCUACCAAUUCCGUUGGAAGGACAGCUGCUCAAAUGGCCGCCUUCGUUGCUAAUCAUCAAGUCGUUGCCACGAUUAAUAAUUUCGUUCCUAUUAAAGAAAUAGAAUGCUACACAAAGCUUCAGGGUUCCCAAACGGAACCAAUGCUUCCGGUGGUGCACCUUGAUGGAUUCCACAAGUUUGUAAUGCAAACCAAUAUUCACCCGGUGCGGAUUGCGUUAAACUUACAAAAGUAUGGUCUGUUUAUCGACGAUUUAAAGCGCAUCAAAAAGGUUUUGGAAGAGAUGGUAGAGCGAGAGAUGAAACGAAGAACCGAGGUCAACGAGGUGAUGGCGUUCAAGUAUCACUAUUUGGGAUAUUUUGUGAACGAGAUUGGAAAGUGUCGUGACUACUUUUUAGCACGGAAAGACGGCAAUAGUACCAAGGAUCAAAAAAGCGAUUUUGUUGAACUUUUUGCCAGGAGAGUUCUGAAGCCGGGGAAAGACGGUUCUCUGGAGUAUAUCGAAGCCACGAUUCGCGAGUGCGUACGAGAGUUUCCCUUUCGAGAAUGUACAGUGUUUCGACAGGUUGUUACUCAACUGGCCAGCAAGGAGAAUGUAGCCAGCGCAUUGGAAGUGAUCAAAUCGGCCAUCAAUGGACAGCGUGGAUUCGUGGAUACUAUUUCCUACUGUAGUUCAUGCGGGGAAGAAAAGCCAGACAAAAAGUGUUCCAAAUGCAAAGAGGUGCAGUAUUGUGAUCGAGAGUGCCAACGAUUACACUGGUUCAUGCACAAGAAGGUUUGCGCUCGACCUUCGUCUACGGCCACUUCUAGUGGAAUCAAAGAUGCCAAAAAAGACAUCGAUUCCGCGGAAAUAAGUCAACAGUUGAAAAAUCUGGUAUCGAGCUAAGUGGGGUAGCGAGUAUAGACAAAGAUACUAGAUUUACCCAGAAAAAUACAUUAAUCUUAUGCUAAGAGGAGAGAACAGAAACAUAAUGUACUAAUCAAGUGACAGUAAAACUUUCUGUGUUUUGUAGCAUUCAUGUCAUUUGCUAUCUUUUAGAUGUCAAUAAAUCUAAUGACUUAAACAA
Malaya genurostris is the source of this 1583-nucleotide messenger RNA. Its product is annotated as ankyrin repeat and MYND domain-containing protein 2. The transcript is spliced from 2 exons. Gene Ontology annotation, molecular function: protein binding. The record is from RefSeq and is a predicted model, not a curated record. NCBI's taxonomy places the organism in Eukaryota, Metazoa, Arthropoda, Insecta, Diptera, Culicidae. The coding region runs from base 131 to 1402 and encodes 423 amino acids.